Messenger RNA from Kwoniella mangroviensis CBS 8507, 837 nucleotides. RefSeq lists its product as uncharacterized. The record is from RefSeq and is a predicted model, not a curated record. Lineage: Eukaryota; Fungi; Basidiomycota; Tremellomycetes; Tremellales; Cryptococcaceae. The transcript has 4 exons. Bases 1 to 837 code for a protein of 278 amino acids.
AUGCUUCGGAAUAUCAAACUCUUGCCCAUUUGUAAGACGAUCACAGAAUUUACCAAGCUAGACAUACGACCGCACGACUUACCCCAGAUCAGACUCAAGGCAGUGACUGACUUGCAACGUUUGGAGCCCUCUGAAGACGAUGAGAGGAAAGACCAUCAGUAUAUAGCCGAGCUCUCGGGACAUCGUCCAGUAUGGAACUCCGCCGUACCCUGGACAGCAUAUAGAUCUUCGCACGAUGAUCGGGGGAAAGGUGGACCAUUUGGCUGGGAGACGGAGGAACAACGAAGACGUUCUGAUAUUAAAGAAUAUUACAUCAACGCCGCCAUACGCCAAAGUCGAAGUACUUAUCCUUGGACAGGUCAACAGCUGGGUUUCACAGGGGAUCUUGGAGAUGAUGACAGGGAGAAGGGAAGCACUGAUCCUCCUCCUCCUCCCGCUGGUGAUGAGAAAGUCGGACCCUCAAAUACCAGAGACAUGGAACUCACAACUGUCACCACGGAUCCCACCCUGUACCGAGCCAAGAUAUGUUCAGGUGCAUCAUCCCCUAUCUCCAAUUAUACUCUCAGCGAAAAUACCGCUCGAUCAUUCCGGGAUGUCCUCGAGUGGCAGAAUAGUGAUGUGGAUAUCCGUCUAUCUGAAGGUAUCCCACUUGAAGAGAAAAAGGAAUUGAGAACAGGAUGGGCAGAGAUUGAUACUACGAAUGGGAAUAAGUCACCAGCGUAUCUCUGUAAAGGUGGAUUAUCAGAAGAACAACUGGAUAUGCUGAGAUCCAUCGCUUUACUUGAUGUCCAUUAUUCAUCGGACGUCCAUACUUAUUUCCCUGCCGCGGAUAAGUAG